AUGGGCUCUUCUGUGCUCUGCCUGAAAGCCUUUGCGGUCCAAGCUCCUGUACAGCACUCCAAGCUGAUGCGCAGAGGUGUAGCUCGUAGGCCCCUUAGACUGAUUUUCCUGGCCUCUUCGCUUGGUCUCCUUUUUCGAGCUUCCCCCGCGUGGCGUGACGACUCGGUUGCCUUUGUGGAAUCUGCAAGGCAUGGGCUUGGGCUUGGGCCUGGGCCUGAUGGCUUCCCGACUGUAGGCCCCUUGACGGGCCAAAGUUCAAGGGGAGUUUCCGAGCCCUCCAAGGGCUUCGAAGCAACCUGGGAAGAGGAGGAGAGUGAGGAGACUCUCUGGAAGUCUGUGACGGCCUUCAAUGCCGCUUGCUGGGGUGCCACCUACAUCAGCACCAAGGCCGGCAUCGAUCACUUGGCGACGUUGCCGCUCCUGCCCUGGGUCCUCCGGUCCAGCACCGCAGAAAGUGCGCGGACUUCGGCCAUCGUUGGCAGCCUGAACGGCUUCGCCUAUGCCGCCAUCUUCACUGCCUACACUUUGGGCACGACUGGGGGCAAGGCAGCCUUCAUCUGCUCCCUGCAGACCAUUGUCGUCGCUGCAUGCACCUCCAUUGCUGCCCAGCGCCUCCAAGUGGGCACCGUCGUCUCUGCAGUGAUGGCAGUGGUUGGGGUGGGCUUCCUUGAGCUUGCCGGAGGCCCGAUGGAGACAUCGGCUGGCGACUUGCUUUGCUCAGCUGCGCCAGUUGCAAUAGGAAUUGGGUGGUACAUGUUGGGAGACACGAUGAAGAAGUACCCAGACGACACCUUGCCAUCCCUUGCAAUCCAGUUUGUUUGUUUUACGGUGCUUUUCGCCACGUGGAUCCUCGGUGACAUCGGCUGGAAACACGGGGCGCCUGGCAUAGUGGAUUGGCUGGGUCAGGUGCCAGCAAUUUUGCAGACCCCGGGUCUCUGGCCCCCUCUUCUCUUCUCGACCUUCCUGGGCAAUGUCAUCACGAUGCUGCUGGCCAACCGGGCCGUGCAAAGAAUCAAAGUCUCCGAGGUCUCGCUGAUAUCGGCUUCUGAGCCUCUUUGGGCUGCGCUCGCGGCGAUGCUGUAUCUCGGGGAGGUCUUCACACUAGCCGACUGCAUUGGUGGCGGCUUCAUCCUCACAGCGCUUGUUUGCAACGAGCUUUGGGAAGAGGGAGACGCCGAGCCCAAGGGUGCGGCGAUGAUGCCUGAGGUCAAGCAAGGCCGGUUUCCCAGAUUCCCCCUUCUGACUUCUGAGCAUCGUACUUCUGAGAUCCUGAACGAUUUGUGA
Symbiodinium natans is the source of this 1284-nucleotide messenger RNA. The record is from the annotation of a GenBank genome assembly. NCBI's taxonomy places the organism in Eukaryota, Dinophyceae, Suessiales, Symbiodiniaceae.